AUGUCUUUAACCAACAAAUCUAACACUAAAACUCUCGCUAAAUACCUUCAACUUGAUCAGAAUGGUAAAGUUCAAGCCGAAUACGUUUGGAUUGAUGGCAAUAAUGGCCUCCGCUCAAAAACAACUACUCUCGAUUUUAAGCCCAAUGAUGUUUCUGAAUUGAAAGAAUGGAAUUUUGACGGUUCUUCCACCAAUCAAGCUCCUGGUGAUAAUUCUGAUGUUUUACUUCGUCCGGCUGCAAUAUUUAAGGAUCCCUUCAGAGGAGGCGAUAACAUCAUUGUCCUCGCUGAGUGUUACAAUAACGAUGGAACUCCGAAUAAAACUAAUCAUCGUCACCUUUGUUCCAAAAUCAUGGAAACUCAUGCCGAAUCUCAUCCUUGGUUUGGUAUUGAACAAGAAUACACUCUUUUUGAUUUAGAUGGUCAGGUUCUUGGCUGGCCCAAAGGUGGUUUCCCUGGUCCCCAAGGCCCUUACUAUUGUUCUAUUGGUGCUAGUGUAUCUUUUGGACGUGAUAUUGUUGAGGCUCAUUAUCGUGCUUGUCUUUAUGCUGGUGUUAAAAUUUCUGGUGUCAAUGCUGAAGUUAUGCCUGGUCAAUGGGAAUUCCAAGUCGGUCCCUGCGAAGGUAUUGAUAUGGGUGACCAUCUAUGGUUAGCUCGAUAUUUGUUACAUCGCGUAGCUGAAGAUUUUGGUGUCGUAGUUUCCUUCCAUCCUAAACCAAUUAAAGGUGAUUGGAACGGUGCAGGUUGUCAUACCAAUUACUCAACGCAGGCAAUGCGUGAAGAAGGCGGUAUUAAAGCAAUUUAUGAUGCUAUAGAAAAGAUGUCCAAAAGACAUGCCGAACAUAUCGCUGUAUACGGUGAAGACAACGACCAACGUCUAACGGGUCGUCAUGAAACUGGCCAUAUAUCACAAUUUUCCUUUGGCGUUGCUAAUCGUGGAGCUUCAAUUCGCAUUCCAAGACAUUGUGCCGCUGAAGGAAAAGGUUAUUUGGAAGAUCGUAGACCAGCUUCUAAUAUCGAUCCUUACAGCGUAACCCAUGUUAUUAUCGAAUCCACACUUUCAUAA
Molecule: messenger RNA, 1065 nt
Organism: Dentiscutata erythropus
Lineage: Eukaryota; Fungi; Glomeromycota; Glomeromycetes; Diversisporales; Gigasporaceae
Source: the annotation of a GenBank genome assembly